Molecule: messenger RNA, 1008 nt
Organism: Sphenostylis stenocarpa
Lineage: Eukaryota; Viridiplantae; Streptophyta; Magnoliopsida; Fabales; Fabaceae
Source: the annotation of a GenBank genome assembly
AUGUCACUGUAUGUAUCUAUGUAUGCAAAUGCAAUGCACUGCGUUGGAUUUUGUCUUUUAAGUCAAACCUUUCCCCAAGGGUGUUCCAGGGAUUUCGCCUUCGGGUUAGGUAGGGAUGAUGACAUGGUGGCUGUAUUAUCCCCACCACAGAAAAUGGGUCCAGUACAUAUGAAGUGGUUGGGUUGGGUAUGGGUAAAGGUGAGGACUAGUGCCUUGAUCAGUUACCACUUCCUUGGCCUUUCCAUGGAUGGGACCACGAUGCCAUAUGCUUAUUUUCUGACCAUGUCAAGUUCUCAGUGUUUUCAGAACCCACCUAACUUGAACACGGGUAUCCAUGGAACAGGAACUGUCCAAGAACUUGGAGGACUUAAUUCUUAUGUCACUGGAUCUCCUGAUUCCAAGUUGGCACUCAUACUAGUUUCUGAUGUAUUUGGGUAUGAAGCACCAAAACUAAGGAAACUCGCUGACAAAGUAGCAGCAUCUGGAUUCUUGGUUGUUGUUCCUGAUCUUCUGUAUGGUGACUAUGCUGACCUCCAUAAUCCUCAGUUCGAUCGAGAUUCGUGGGGAAAGGCUCACGGAAAGGACAAGGCAUGUGAAGACACGAAGCCUCUAAUUGCUGCUCUAAAGAGUAAAGGUGUUAAGUCCAUAGGGGCUGCUGGUUUUUGCUGGGGAGGAGUUGUGGUUGUGAAAUUGGCAAUUUCCAGUGACAUUCAGGCUGCAGUUAUUCUGCAUCCCGGUUCAAUCUCAGAUGAUGAUAUUAAGGAGGUCAAGAUUCCUGUUGCUAUACUGGGAGCCGAAAUUGACCAUAUUUUCCCACCAGAACGGUUGAAGCAGAUUGAAGAAAUACUAUCUUCAAAAUCUGAGUGUGAGAGCUUUGUGAAAUUAUUCUCUGGUGUCAAGCAUGGAUGGACAGUGCGGUACGAUGAUGAUGAUGAUGAAGGAACUAUUAAGAGUGCAAAAGAGGCACAUCAAGACAUGUUGAGUUGGUUUAUCAAACAUGUCAAGUGA